AUGAUUGCAUCUUCCUACACACUCGCCGCCACCGUAAUGUCUAUCGUAGUGGUUGUUGUGGGAAUGCCUCUGGGCCGUCGAAAUUCAAUCCUGCUCGGCGCGGUGUUGAUAUUCUUCGGUGGUAUCAUUCAGGCGGCGUCAUACUCGGUAGCUCAGAUUAUCGUUGCUCGGGUCAUUUGUGGUUUCGGUAUCGCUCUUAUCACUUGCAAUGUCCCUAUGUAUAUGUCUGAGAUGAGUAUCCAUGCCAAUGAGCGCGGCCCUGAAGUAGCGAUCAACUGCUCUUCGCUCCUCGCAGGUGUCGCUUUAUCUUACUGGGUGAAUUUUGGAUUCACUCGAAUGUCAAAUCAGCUAUCCUGGCGAUUGCCUAUUGCCAUCCAAUCCAUCUUCGCUUUCCUCUCCGCAUCUGGCAUGUUCUUCUGUCCUGACACACCAAGAUGGUAUAAUGCGAAAGGGCGAAAUGCUGAAGGCGAUAUCACAUUGGCAAGACUAUACAAUGUCUAUCACACUGGCACUAGCACUCAACCCGAGAACGCUGCAAUGGAGCUUGUCAAAGCUGAAAUCAUGCAGAACAUCCAGGUUGAAGCGGAACAAGAGAACCGCCUCAGCUGGCUAAGCCUUGUUUGGGAUAACACCCCACUCCGUGUUGGUCGUCGGAUACGAAUUUCGUUUAUCAUCCUGUCCAUUCAGCAGAUGAUGGGAAUCAAUAUCAUGGUUUACUAUAUGCCCCUCAUAUUUUCAAAGGUCGGCCUUUCAAGCUUCGUGUCAUCGCUCAUUUCUGCAGCGGCAUUGACAGUGCAAUUCACUGGCUCACUGUUCACUAUUCCUACAAUUGAGAGGAUUGGCCGGCGUCGAAUAAUGCUUGUUUCCGCUGCCAUUCAAACCUGCUGUAUGUUCGCUUUUGUGGUUCUGAAUGGUCUGCCUAGUAAGACGGAGAAGACCCAAUGGGCAGCCGCUGUUAUGAUGUUCCCAUAUCUGUUCAUGUACGGCUGGGGUUGGGUUACUUGUCCAUGGUUAUAUGGACCCGAGAUUGCUCCACUCAAGUAUCGCCACAUCGGAGCCGCAGUUGGUCUGUUCGGUGAAUGGCUGUUCAGUUUUGUGACCGUGAUUGCGGGCGGAAUCGGACUUGAGACAUCAGGCUGGACGAUAUGGAUCUGGCCACUUGUUUUCAACGUGCUGGGUUUUAUCUUCGUCUAUUUCAUGUGUCCUGAUUCGACCGGGAGAACCCUAGAUGAAAUCGACGCUUUAUUUGUAAAGGACAUCAACUUAACAGACAGGCUAUCUGACGAGAAGCUAUCGAUGCACCAAAUCGAGAACACCGCUUGA
This is a messenger RNA of Penicillium robsamsonii, 1323 nucleotides long. RefSeq lists its product as uncharacterized. NCBI's taxonomy places the organism in Eukaryota, Fungi, Ascomycota, Eurotiomycetes, Eurotiales, Aspergillaceae. The transcript has 8 exons. Gene Ontology annotation, molecular function: carbohydrate:proton symporter activity. Gene Ontology annotation, cellular component: membrane. Bases 1 to 1323 code for a protein of 440 amino acids. Gene Ontology annotation, biological process: transmembrane transport; carbohydrate transport. The record is from RefSeq and is a predicted model, not a curated record.